AUGGACCUGUACCCGUUCUCGGACGACGGGCCGGCGACCCGCGCCUUCCUCAGCCGCGUCUUCGAGAUCCUCUGGCAGUACGUGGACCAGCAGCAGGACCGGAGCAGCAAAAUCCUCGACUUCCACAUGCCGGACAAGCUGAUGCAGAUGCUGGACCUCGAUCUGCCGGAAGACCCAUUGGACCUGGGGCAGCUCUUCAAGGACUGCAGCGACGCCCUCAAGUUCCAGGUCCGCACCGGCCACCCUCACUUCUUCAACCAACUCUCGAGCGGACUUGACAUCGUGUCUCUGGCCGGCGAAUGGCUGAGCGCGGCAGCCAACACGAAUAUGUUCACCUACGAAAUCGCCCCGGUAUUUAUCCUUAUGGAAAACGUCGUGAUGAAGAAAAUGCGUGACCUCAUAGGUUACACUAACGGAGACAGCAUUCUUGCGCCAGGGGGCUCGGUGUCCAACCUGUACGCCGUCAUGGCGGCCCGACACAAGAAGUUCCCCGACUACAAGACCAUGGGUCUCAAGGCACUGCCCCAACUCGUCAUGUACACCUCCGAAGACAGCCACUAUUCCGUGAAAGGCGCCGGAGCAGCCAUCGGCCUCGGAACCGACAACGUGGUCUCAAUCCCCGUGGACUCAAGGGGCAAGAUGAUAGUGGAGGAGCUGGAGAAGGAGAUUGUGGCGUCCAAGGCCAGAGGCCAUGUGCCGUUCUUCGUCAACUGCACGGCCGGCUCCACCGUGAUAGGCGCCUUCGAUCCCAUCCACCCGAUCGCCGACAUCUGCGAGAAGCACGGACUCUGGCUCCACAUCGACAGUGCGUGGGGAGGAGGAUGCCUGCUGUCCAGAAAGCACCGUCAUCUCAUGAGCGGCAUCGAAAGGUCUGACUCCGUCACAUGGAACCCCCACAAGCUCAUGGGGACCCACCUGCAGUGCUCCACCAUUCACCUAAAAGAAGACGGCUUGCUGCUGAGCUGCAACCAGAUGUGCGCGGAAUACCUGUUCCAGCAGGACAAGCACUACGACGUGUCCUACGACACCGGGGACAAGGUGCCCCAGUGUGGUCGCCACAACGACAUCUUCAAACUCUGGCUCAUGUGGAGGGCCAAGGGAACAUCCGGCUUUGAGCGCCAGAUCGAUCACCUGUUUGACAUGUCAAACUACCUGGUAAAGAAAAUUAAAGAUAGGCCUGACAUGUUCCAUCUAUUACUAGAGCCCGAACUAGUGAACGUUUGCUUCUGGUACAUUCCGGAGAGGCUUAGGAACACUCCCCAUAGCAAGCAGAAGGAGCAACAACUUGGAGUGGUGACAGCCCAGCUGAAGGCCCGGAUGAUGAACACCGGCACGCUAAUGAUCACCUACCAGCCCAUCUGGGACAAGCCCAACUUCUUCCGCAACAUCGUCUCCAACGCGGGCGUCCGCCCAGAGGAUAUCGACUUCCUGGUACAAGAGAUGGACCGCCUGGGACACGACCUUUAG
This is a messenger RNA of Ixodes scapularis (black-legged tick), 1467 nucleotides long. It is a transcript of the gene Gad1, whose product is annotated as glutamate decarboxylase. Gene Ontology annotation, biological process: carboxylic acid metabolic process. NCBI's taxonomy places the organism in Eukaryota, Metazoa, Arthropoda, Arachnida, Ixodida, Ixodidae. Gene Ontology annotation, cellular component: cytoplasm. The transcript is spliced from 14 exons. Gene Ontology annotation, molecular function: pyridoxal phosphate binding; carboxy-lyase activity. The record is from RefSeq and is a predicted model, not a curated record. The coding region runs from base 1 to 1467 and encodes 488 amino acids.